CCUGGUCCUCACCUCCCCCACCUCCCCCACGUCACUCCUUGACCCGCUUUCCUCCCAGGGCCCUGCUCAGCAUUUCCGUGGGGCCCUGUGGCUAGGGGCAGGCGAGGCACCGAUCAGGAUUGUGCUGAGCAAAGCAACCCCCCCACCAGAAGGAUGUAGCCUCCCGGUGGCCCCCAGCCCCUGUGUGACCAGCUCAGGGAGGAGGGUGAGGCUUUUGCCCUCUGAGAUCUCUCUGCUUGGAACAGGGAGCUCUAGCAGUUUUGACAGCAGGAGGAGUUGCAGUGAGCUCUCAGGGGGAACUGGUAGGCAAUCCAAGAGAGGGCCAUAGAGAAAUGCAGGUGGCCUCUCCUACCCCAGAGUUGUCCUCAUCAAUUCAAGGAUGCUUAGAAGGCCUUCCUCAGAGUGCCCUCAGGCUGGUAAGGGCAUGUGGAUGGGACAUGAGCUUUGAGACCAAGGUGCAGUGGGUGCAUUUUCUGGGGGACUAGCCUCUCCCAUGAACUAGGAGGAUAGAUCUGAUGUGCUGAGAGUUCCCUAGAGAGGAUGUUACUUGCUAGAAUCCAUUGGGAAGUCUUUCCUGAGCUCUAACCCCUUUCUCACAUGCUGUAGCCUCAGUCUUUCAGGGCCCCAGGACCCAGAGUGUUCCUAUCUAUGUGUUUCCUACAGAGAUGAAGGCUUUCCUGCUCUCUAGCCCUGCACAGGCUGGCCCCAGGCUUGUUCACACCUCGGGAUGUGUUAACCACCGAGAUGAACACCAAACCUGGCUCUGCCUCCACAAAGCCUGGUGCAGGCUCUCGGAGUCCCUGCGGCCACCCUGCCUCCCCAUCUCCCCGCUGGCCCAGCGAUCUGCCCCACCCCCUUGCGUCUCCUGUGCCUCUGUCCAGCAGCUUCCUCUCCUUCUACCAUGGCCCGCUUUCACUGUUCUCUCCUUGUUUCUUCGCGAUGUUCCCUCUCACUCUUCAGGCUUCUUUCUUACCUCUUCCGAUUGCCCUAAUCUUGAGGUUUCUUCACCUCUGCUCCUCCUUUCCCCAUCUCCCCAUCUCCCCCGUUUUUCUAGGCUCCACCUCCCUUCAGGCCCGGACAUCUCUGCCCAGCUCCUCCAUCUCUGCACAAGGCACGCGCCUUUCUUUUACACGGACCUCCCUGGAACCCUUGCUAAAUUCUUUGCCAUCUCUCCACGCCCCAGCACCAGUUCCUACCCCAAUUCUCUACUCACAGGUGUGGGUCUUCUUUGCAGCCAGCAGCUCUGUGAAGAGAAGAGAGGGGGUCAGGGCCAAAGGUUGAGGACCACGGAGGACCGAGAGACACUCCCCAAUGCCCAGGCCCUCAUCCCCACCCCAUUCCUUCCCAGCAGAACCUGCCAUCUGAGGAGAAGGUUCCUGAUUAUGUCUUUUCCUUGGAGAGCUCCUCCUGCCUUUGUGCUUACACACUCAGCACGAGCAUUUGAGUUCCUGGUACUCACCACAUCAUCUCACUGCUGUAACUGUGAAAUCUGUGAAACGGGGCUUUCCUGCUAG
This is a messenger RNA of Orcinus orca (killer whale), 1514 nucleotides long. RefSeq lists its product as uncharacterized. Lineage: Eukaryota; Metazoa; Chordata; Mammalia; Artiodactyla; Delphinidae. Bases 666 to 1514 code for a protein of 282 amino acids. The record is from RefSeq and is a predicted model, not a curated record. The transcript has 2 exons.